Molecule: messenger RNA, 1148 nt
Organism: Zophobas morio
Lineage: Eukaryota; Metazoa; Arthropoda; Insecta; Coleoptera; Tenebrionidae
Product: cytochrome P450 2U1-like
Exons: 3
Coding region: 144-1013 (289 amino acids)
Biological process (GO): xenobiotic metabolic process
Cellular component (GO): cytoplasm; intracellular membrane-bounded organelle
Molecular function (GO): oxidoreductase activity, acting on paired donors, with incorporation or reduction of molecular oxygen, reduced flavin or flavoprotein as one donor, and incorporation of one atom of oxygen; heme binding; iron ion binding
Source: RefSeq, a predicted model, not a curated record
UUUUUAAGUAGCAUGUAAGGACGCAGGGUAACCACGUCACACUAGACCCUUCAGAAGCUUUGGUACACUAUAUUACCAACGUUGUUGGUACUUUAAUUUUGGGAAAACCGUUUUCGCGUGAUGACGAAGUUCGCAAAAGCUUCAUGCACAAUCUUGAGAUAAUAAUGCACGGAGCUCAGAUUGGAGGAACUCUAAACUUUUUACCAUUUUUACGGUUUUUGCCAAAAUAUAGGAAAACGUUAACUACUUUUAGCGACACGGUGGACAAAGUUCGGGAAUGUCUAACCGUCUACAUUAACGAAUACGAAAAACCUAUUUCUAACGACUUUUCUGCUACUAAUUUAAUUGAAGCGUUUUUGUUGCAAAGGUCUAAGGGUGGUCCUCCUGAAAUUUACAACAUGGAUCAACUCAUUUACCUUUUGUUUGAUAUGUUUCUUGCUGGUACCGAAACAACGCUGAGUUCUUUAAAAUGGGUCAUUCUCUACUUAGCACAGUACCAAGAUGUCCAAGAUAAACUUCGCAAAGAAGUUGUUGAAGUUCUACAUGGAAAAACACUCGAAAUGAGUGACGUACCGAAACUGCCGUACACGCAAGCAGUACUUACUGAAGUAUCCAGAAUUAGAACUCUAGUACCACUGGGUUUUCCCCACUUUGCUGAUAAAGAUGUGUACGUGGAUGACGUGAAAAUUGACAAGGGGCAAAUGAUAAUGCCGUUGUUGUGGGCCAUGCAUAUGGAUCCUAAGGUCUGGCACCAGCCUGAAGAAUUUCGCCCUGAGAGGUUUUUAGACGACGAGAAAAAAUUUGCAUCUUCGGAGUUGAUUCUUCCGUUUCAGUCUGGUAAAAGAAUGUGUGUUGGAUACGACUUGGCAAAAAUGAUGAUGUACCUAUUUGUCGUUGUUCUCGUCAAGCAUUUCAAAGUCGAGCCGUGUGAAUCCAGUCCUAUUGAUUUUUCAGAGGUUUGUGGGCUGUCAUUAGUGCCCAAACCUCAGAAAGUUGUUUUUGUAAAAAUUUAAAUGUGGAAAUGGUUUUUGUAAUACAUAUUGUAGUCAUUGGUUUAAUCUAGCAAUUUGAAAUGUCCAAUAUUUGAAAAAUUUUCAUGACGGAAUGGUCUUAAAAUGUCCACCAAAUAAAAUAGAGACAUAAAAAGU